Molecule: messenger RNA, 1476 nt
Organism: Lycium ferocissimum
Lineage: Eukaryota; Viridiplantae; Streptophyta; Magnoliopsida; Solanales; Solanaceae
Exons: 2
Coding region: 1-1476 (491 amino acids)
Molecular function (GO): RNA-DNA hybrid ribonuclease activity; nucleic acid binding
Source: RefSeq, a predicted model, not a curated record
AUGGACAAAGAGGAUGCGGAAAAGACAACUUUCAUCACUCCAUGGGGAGUGUACCACUACAGGGUAAUGCCAUUCGAUCUCAAAAAUGCCAGCGCGACUUACAUGAGAGCUAUGACUACCACCUUGCAUAACACGAUCCAUAAAAAAAUUGAAGUAUACGUGGAUGAUGUCAUCAUCAAGUCAAGAGAAAGUUCAGAACAUACCACAUACUUAAGGAAGUUCUUCGAUAGGCUCGGAAAGUUCAACCUAAAACUGAACCCAGCCAAAUGUGCAUUUGGAGUACCCAUCGAAAAAUUACUUGGAUUUGUAGUUAGCCGAAGGAGCAUAGAACUAGAUUCGGCUGAGUUCAAAGUGAUCCAAGAGUUGCCUCCUCCCAAAAUCAAGAAGGAAGUCAUGAGCUUCCUGGGAAGACUGAAUUAUAUUGGACGGUUUAUAGACCAGUCUACUAUUGUGGAACCCAUACUUAAGCUCCUGAAGAAAGACGCACCUAUAAAAUGUAAAGAGGAAUGUCAGGAAGCUUUUGAUACCAUCAAGAGGUAUUUGUCCAAUUCACCGGUUUUGGUACCUCCUAGGCCUGGGAGCCCACUUUUGCUGUGCUUGUCGGUUUCAGAAAAUACCUUCAGAUGUGUGUUAGGACAACAUGACGAGAUAUGCAAGAUGGAGCGGGCCAUCUACUACCUAAGUAAGAAAUUCACCGCCUGUGAGAAGGCCGUCAAAGGACAAGACUUGGCCGACCUAUUAGUUGAAAGUCCUGCAGAUGAGGAUCUUGAACCCCUUCAAACUCAUUUCGCGAAUGAAGGAGUAUUGGCCAUAGAAAAAGAAACAGUGGAGCCCUAUACAGGAUGGAGAUUGUUCUUUGAUGGAGUUGUCAACUACAAAGCUUUAGGAAUUGGAGCAGUUUUGAUAUCAGAGACUGGGCAACACUACCCAAUGCUAGCAAAGUUCAAAUUUCACUUUACGAAUAACAUGGCCGAAUACGAGGCUUUCAUCCUAGGCCUUCGGAUGGCGUUGGAUAUGGAUAUCAAUGAAUUAUUGGUUAUAGGAGACUCCAACUUGUUGAUCCAUCAAGUGCAGGGUGAGUGGGCCACCAAGAAUGACAAGAUCUUGCCGUACGUGACCUUGGCACAAAGGAUGUGUAAAAAGUUCAAAAAGAUCAAAUUCAGGCAUAUCCCAAGAGCUCAGAAUGAGUUUGCCGAUAGGUUAGCCAUAAUAGCAUCAAUGAUUCAGCAUCCCGAAAUCAGUCACAUUAACCCACUGGAGAUAAGCCUAAGAGAAGAAUAUGCCUACUACUCCCACGUGGAAGCGGAGCCAGAUGGCAAGCCAUGUUACAACGAUAUCAAGAUUUAUUUGAAGAAAUGGGAAUACCCUGAAGGUAUCACAAGUGGUCAAAGGAAAACCAUUAGAAGAAUGGCUACCGAUUUCUUUCUAAACAAGGAAAUACUGUAUAAACGAAUGCCGUAUUUGGGUUUACUCUGA